AAGUAUGGAGGCGUCGGCGGAGAGAAGCGUCAUUUGGUGAAAACACAGAGGCCGCGGGGAGGGGGGCUGGGAAACGAGAGCGCACAAUAAACGGAAGAAACUGGCGGCGGGCAGUGCUCGCGCCCUCGACCUUCUUCGCGCCGCUGUGAAAUGAGGCUGACAUGGGCGCCAAAGAGUCGAGGAUAGGGUUUCUCUCGUACGACGAGGCCGUCCGGAGAGUCACUGAUGUCGAGCUUAAGCGGUUGAAAGAUGCCUUCAAGAGGACAAGCGGACUGUCCUACUACAUGAACCAGCAGUGCUUCUUCAGGGAGGUACUGGGAGAUGGUGUGCCGCCCAAGGUCGCAGAGGUGAUCUAUAAUUCGUUCGGUGGCACUUCCAAAGGGCUACACUUCAACAACCUCAUUGUGGGUCUAGUUCUGCUGACAAGGGGACGAGAUGAGGAGAAAGCCAAAUAUAUCUUCAGCCUUUUCGCCAACGAGUCAGGCAGCUAUGCCACGCGGGAAGACAUGGAGAGUAUGCUGCGGGCUGUGGACGGUGAAGUCCCGCCUUGCCUCAGGAAAUGCUUCACUGAGGGAGAGAAAGUCAAUUACGAGAAGUUUAAGACCUGGCUCCUGCAGAACAAAGACGCUUUCACCUUCUCGCGCUGGCUGCUCUCUGGAGGCGUGUGUGUCACACUGACAGACGACAGCGACACACCCACCUUCUACCAGACCCUGGCCGGAGUCACACACUUAGAAGAAUCAGACAUCAUUGACUUGGAGAAGCGCUACUGGCUGCUGAAAGCGCAGUCAAGAACGGGACGCUUUGACUUGGAGACUUUCGUCCCGCUAGUUUCUCCUCCCAUUCACGCAUCGCUAAGUGAAGGAUUGUUUCAUGCUUUUGAUGAGAACCGUGACAAUCACAUCGACUUUAAGGAGAUUUCUUGUGGCCUUUCGGCUUGUUGCAGGGGACCUGUAGCAGAAAGACAGAAAUUUUGUUUCAAAGUGUUUGACGUCGACCGGGAUGGGAUCCUCUCUCGAGGUGAGAUCCAGGAGAUGGUCAUCGCUCUGCUGGAGGUGUGGAAGGACAAUCGCACAGACUCCCUCCCAGAGUUGCAUGCAAACGUGUCUGACAUUGUGGACGAAAUUUUGAAAAUGCAUGAUAAUACAAAGAUGGGACACCUGACCCUGGAGGACUACCAGAUCUGGAGUGUAAAGAGCGCUCUUGCCAAUGAGUUCCUUAACCUGCUCUUUCAGGUGUGCCACAUUGUCCUAGGCUUGCGGCCUGCCACGCCAGAGGAGGAGGGUCAAAUCAUCAGGGGCUGGCUGGACAGGGAGAGCAGACAUGGUCUCCAACCAGGGCACAAUUGGUUCCUCAUAUCCAUGCAGUGGUGGCAGCAAUGGAAGGACUAUGUGAAAUACGACAACCGGCCGAUAGUGGUGGAGCAGCCCUCCAUCCUCGGUUCAGGGAGGAGCCCUCCAGCUACCGAGCCAGCUACAGAGAGGAGUGGGAUCAGCAGCUCCUUCAGCUCCUCAGAGGAUAGGUUCUCAGACAAUGUGUCCAGCGCAUCUGAGGCCUCAGAGAGCACCAACAGCAGUCUGAUUCCCUCAAGUUCCACAGCCACUGACAUCUGCUUCGCACGACAGCACAAUGCCUCUGACAACAACAACCAGUGCUUCCUGGGGGCUAAUGGCAACACACUCCCACAUCUUGCAGUGCAAAGACCUGGGGCCAUCGACAACCAGCCCCUUGUUACCCCGGAGCCCAUGAAGGCCCCCACACUGACCAUGGAGGGUGGCCGACUGAAGCGAUCACCACCCUUGAUUCCAGGCCGGGAUUUUGAGACCGUUCCAGAGCCAGUGUGGAGGGCACUUUACCAUUGGUACGGUGCCAACCUAAGCUUACCUCGGCCGGUGAUCAGACAGACUAAGACUCAAGAGCCCGAACUGGAACUGUACCCUCGAUACCUCCUCUUCUUGCGGCAGCAGCCAGCCACCCGCACCCCCCAGUCCAACAUUUGGGUCAAUAUGGGUAUGACCAGCCUGCGAAUGUUCCCCCAACACCUUCCCCGAGGAAACGUGCCGUCCCCCAAUGCCCCACUGAAGCGUGUACUGGCCUACACGGGAUGCUUUAGUCGCAUGGACACCAUCAAGGACAUCCACGGCUACCUGUCUCAGAGGCUGCGCAUCAAGGAGGAGGACAUGAGGCUGUGGCUGUACAACAGUGAGAAUUACCUUACCCUUCUUGAUGAUGAAGACCAUACUUUGGAAAGUCUGAAAAUUCAAGAUGAGCAGCACUUAGUUAUUGAAGUUAGGAACAAAGAUAUGAGUUGGCCUGAAGAAAUGUCCUUCAUAGCAAACAGCAGUAAAAUGGACCGACACAAGGUCCCAACAGAGAAAGGAGCCACAGGGCUGAGCAACUUGGGCAACACGUGCUUCAUGAACUCCAGCAUUCAGUGUGUGAGCAACACAAAGCCCCUGACCCAGUACUUCAUAUCUGGCAGACACCUCUACGAGCUCAACAGAACCAAUCCAAUCGGGAUGCGAGGACACAUGGCGAAAUGUUAUGGCGAUCUGGUUCAGGAGCUUUGGAGUGGAACCCAGAAGAAUGUAGCACCGCUGAAACUCAGGUGGACAAUAGCAAAAUACGCCCCAAGAUUCAAUGGCUUCCAGCAGCAGGACUCCCAAGAGCUGCUGGCUUUUCUGCUGGAUGGGCUGCAUGAGGACCUUAACCGAGUCCAUGAAAAACCCUAUGUGGAGCUAAAGGACAGUGACGGACGGCCGGACUGGGAGGUGGCAUCUGAGGCCUGGGAGAACCAUCUGAGGAGGAAUCGAUCCAUCGUGGUAGACCUUUUCCAUGGCCAGCUCAAGUCCCAGGUUAAGUGCAAGACCUGCGGCCACAUCAGCGCCCGCUUUGACCCCUUCAACUUCCUGUCCCUUCCCCUCCCCAUGGACAGCUCUAUGCACCUAGAGAUCACAGUAAUUAAACUGGACGGUUCAACACCAGUGCGGUACGGGCUCCGGUUGAACAUGGAUGAGAAGUACACGGGUCUGAAGAAGCAGCUCAGUGAGCUCUGCGGCCUCAAAGCAGAGCAGCUUCUUCUCGCUGAGGUCCACUUGUCUAACAUAAAAAAUUUUCCGCUGGACAACCAGAAAGUGCGACUUUCGGUGAAUGGCUUUCUUUGCGCCUUUGAGAUCCCCGUGCCUGGAUCACCCACCUCUGUCUCUUCCCCCAUGCAAACUGAAGUGCCACCCCUAACCAAUGGCACAGUUUCCAUAGCAACCAAUGGCAUUGCUCCUCGCACCACUCUGAUCCCCAACGGCAUGCCGAGUACCGUGGUGCCCUGCGGGACAGAGAGGUCCCUGCCCAAUGGGAUCCCCAAUGGCCAUGUGGCUCCACUGCAGGAUGGCCCUUUCACUGGCUACAUCAUUGCCAUGCACAGGAAGAUGAUGCGAACGGAGCUGUACUUCUUGUCCUCUCAGAAGAACCGGCCCAGUCUGUUUGGCAUGCCUCUCAUUGUACCUUGCACAGUUCACACAAGGAAGAGGGACCUCUACGACGCAGUGUGGGUGCAAGUAUCCCGGCUGGCCAGCCCACUACCCCCACAGGAAGCCAGCAACCAUGCACAGGACUGUGACGACAGCAUGGGCUACCAGUACCCCUUCACACUCCGCGUGGUGCAGAGGGAUGGCAAUUCAUGCGCAUGGUGUCCGUGGUACAGGUUCUGCCGAGGCUGCCCUGUGGACUGCUGUGACGAGCGGGCCUCCCUGGGCAAUGCCUACAUUGCUGUAGACUGGGACCCCACAGCACUGCACCUGCGCUACCAGACCUCCCAGGAGAGGAUUGUGGAGGAACACGCCAGCGUGGAGCAGAGCCGUCAGGCCCAGGCUGAGCCCAUCAGCUUGGACAGCUGCCUGCGGGCCUUCACCGGUGAAGAGGAGCUGGGUGAAGACGAGCUCUACUACUGCUCUAAGUGCAGGACACACCGCCUGGCAACUAAGAAGCUGGACUUGUGGAGGCUGCCACCAAUCCUGAUAGUCCAUUUAAAGAGAUUCCAAUUUGUCAACGGGCGUUGGAUCAAGUCCCAGAAGAUUGUCAAGUUUCCCCGGGAGAACUUUGACCCAAGUGCUUUUCUGGCACCGAGGGAGGUGGAGCAGACCCUGCAGGGGCAGGUGGAGUGUCAAGGGGAGGACCCAGUAAAACCAGAGAGCAGUGACAUGGUGACAGCCAUUUCCAUCCCUCCCCCAGCCUCACAGUCCAACAGUGCUAAAGCCUCCCCCAGCUCUGGGAAGAAAUCUGGAACCUCACUGAGCAGAGGCAGCAGCCCUAACAGCAGUCCCAAGAGCGGGGGUCGAAAGCAGGUCCGCCUGCGUCUCCCCCAACUGGGCAGCCGGCAUCGUCUGUGCAGCAGCAAGGAGAACCUGGACAGCAGCAUCCGUGAUGGCUCCUCUGAACCCGAGCAUAGCACCUCCGAGACAGAUGGCCCUGGUGCUGGGCUCACGUCUGAGGGCAGCAGUCUGGAGUCCUGGUCAGUAGAGGCCGGUGGCGGUGGAAGCAGAGACUGUGACAUGAUCAUGGUGAACGGGCUGGGGCAGGACAGCAGCCAAGCCAAUGGCCACACGGAUGCCAGUGGAGACACAGAAGCCUCUCAACACCAAAGAGAAGACAUCUAUGUGGAGCCCAUAUACAACUUAUAUGCAAUAUCAUGCCAUUCAGGAAUCUUGGGAGGGGGCCACUAUGUGACAUAUGCCAAAAACCCAAAUGGAAAAUGGUACUGUUACAACGACAGCAGUUGUAAGGAAGUGCACUCUGAGGAAAUAGACACGGACUCUGCCUACAUCCUCUUCUACGAGCAACAGGGAGUGAACUAUUCGCAGUUCCUGCCAAAGACGGACGGCAAGAAGAUGGCCGACACCAGUAGCAUGGAUGAAGACUUUGAGUCCGACUACAAGAAGUACUGUGUCCUCCAGUGAGCACAAAGAGAGCCCUCCCUCAUCAACAAGAACUGCGCUGCUGUGGGAACAGCGUGGUGUACACCGCCAGAAACACCUGUGUUUCACCUGUAGACAAACCGAAGCACAAAGUGACCCCCCCCCCCC
Messenger RNA from Scleropages formosus (Asian bonytongue), 5078 nucleotides. RefSeq names its product ubiquitin specific peptidase 32 (gene usp32). The transcript has 34 exons. The record is from RefSeq and is a predicted model, not a curated record. Gene Ontology annotation, molecular function: cysteine-type deubiquitinase activity; calcium ion binding. NCBI's taxonomy places the organism in Eukaryota, Metazoa, Chordata, Actinopteri, Osteoglossiformes, Osteoglossidae. Gene Ontology annotation, biological process: protein deubiquitination. Bases 162 to 4952 code for a protein of 1596 amino acids. Gene Ontology annotation, cellular component: Golgi apparatus.